AUGGAACUCUCAUCAAACUUAAAAGACCUAUAUAUUGAAUGGUUACAAGAAUUAGUUGACGGAUUAACCCCUAAACAAGAACAACUCAAAAUAGCCUAUGAAAAAGCAAAAAGGAAUUUACAAAAUGCUGAAGGUUCAUUUUAUUAUCCUACAGAUCUAAAGAAAGUUAAGGGAAUUGGCAAUACAAUAAUAAAGAGAUUAGAUACGAAAUUACGGAACUAUUGCAAAAUUCACCACAUAUCUCCCGUUGAGGCUCCUUCCUUAACUCAGACAAGUAGCACCAGACCACCAAAGAGGACUACUACAGCUUUGCGUAGCAUAGUAAACUCAUGCGAAAAUGAUAAGAAUGAAGCUCCCGAAGAGAAGGGAACUAAAAAGAGAAAAACUAGGAAGUAUAUACCCAAAAAAAGAUCUGGAGGCUACGCUAUCCUUCUUUCCUUACUCGAGCUUAAUGCCAUUCCUCGAGGCGUUAGUAAAGAGCAAAUCAUCGAGGUUGCAGGAAAAUACAGUGACCAUUGUAUGACUCCAAAUUUCUCCACAAAAGAAUUCUACGGUGCUUGGUCGUCUAUUGCUGCACUUAAAAAACAUUCGUUGGUUCUUGAGGAAGGUAGACCAAAACGGUAUUCGCUAACAGAGGAAGGUGUAGAACUAACAAAGAGCUUAAAGACGGCAGACGGAAUCUCUUUUCCAAAAGAAAAUGAAGAACCUAACGAGUAUUCCGUAACCAGGAAUGAAAGUAGUGAAUUCACAGCAAAUCUGACUGACCUCCGUGGUGAAUAUGGUAAGGAAGAAGAGCCCUGCGAUAUAAAUAACACUUCAUUCAUGCUGGAUAUAACUUUUCAAGAUUUGAGCACGCCGCAAAGGCUGCAGAACAAUGUAUUUAAAAAUGAUAGACUGAAUAGCCAAACUAAUAUAUCUUCUCAUAAAUUGGAAGAGGUCUCUGAUGAUCAAACAGUACCUGAUUCCGCAUUAAAGGCUAAAAGCACAAUAAAGAGGAGAAGGUACAACGGAGUAAGUUACGAAUUGUGGUGUAGUGGUGAUUUCGAAGUUUUCCCAAUUAUUGAUCACAGAGAAAUAAAGUCACAAUCUGAUCGUGAGUUUUUUUCAAGGGCAUUUGAAAGAAAAGGUAUGAAGUCAGAGAUAAGGCAACUCGCUUUGGGUGAUAUUAUAUGGGUUGCCAAGAAUAAAAAUACCGGGUUGCAGUGUGUGCUCAACACCAUAGUUGAAAGAAAAAGGCUAGACGAUUUAGCUUUAAGUAUAAGGGAUAACAGGUUUAUGGAGCAAAAAAAUAGGUUAGAGAAAUCUGGCUGUGAACACAAAUACUAUCUCAUUGAGGAGACUAUGAGUGGCAACAUUGGAAAUAUGAAUGAGGCCCUAAAGACCGCGCUUUGGGUCAUUUUAGUGUAUUACAAAUUCUCCAUGAUAAGAACUUGCAAUUCGGAUGAAACUGUGGAAAAGAUACAUGCGUUGCAUACUGUAAUUUCUCAUCACUAUUCUCAAAAAGAUCUCAUAGUUAUAUUUCCAAGUGACCUUAAAAGCAAGGACGAUUAUAAAAAGGUGCUUCUACAGUUUCGUCGAGAAUUCGAACGAAAAGGCGGUAUUGAAUGCUGUCAUAAUCUUGAAUGCUUUCAAGAACUAAUGGGAAAAGGCGAUCUAAAGACGGUUGGUGAGCUAACUAUACAUGUUUUAAUGCUUGUUAAAGGUAUAUCUUUAGAAAAAGCAGUAGCCAUCCAAGAAAUAUUUCCUACCCUGAAUAAAAUACUAAUGGCAUAUAAAACGUGCUCCUCGGAAGAAGAGGCUAAAUUGUUGAUGUUUAAUGUACUGGGAGAUGCACCUGGUGCGAAGAAAAUUACUAAAUCUCUUUCAGAAAAGAUAUAUGAUGCUUUUGGUAAACUUUAG
Saccharomyces cerevisiae S288C is the source of this 1899-nucleotide messenger RNA. It is a transcript of the gene MUS81, whose product is annotated as Mus81p. Gene Ontology annotation, cellular component: Holliday junction resolvase complex; nuclear chromosome; nucleus. Gene Ontology annotation, molecular function: DNA binding; crossover junction DNA endonuclease activity. NCBI's taxonomy places the organism in Eukaryota, Fungi, Ascomycota, Saccharomycetes, Saccharomycetales, Saccharomycetaceae. The coding region runs from base 1 to 1899 and encodes 632 amino acids. The record is from RefSeq and is marked reviewed. Gene Ontology annotation, biological process: resolution of meiotic recombination intermediates; double-strand break repair; double-strand break repair via homologous recombination. The transcript has a single exon.